AUGGAGUUGUGGAGGUCGGCGCCGGCCUCUUGCUCGGGCUUCGACGCGGUUUUCAAUGAGAUUGACGAGGACAUUCGACGAUUGCAACGAAAAGGAUCAUCCAAUACCGCAUCCGAUGUUCUUCAAGAAAACGACAAAGCGGUGGAUAAAGAAGGAGAGGAUCCAAACCAAAAGUCAUGGGUGGACAAUGUUGGUGCUUUCUCUUCUCCGGCCUCAUCAAGUGCAAAUUUACACGAAAUGGACCCGCCACUGCACCAGAUGGCGUCGGUGGCUCAAUUUCAGAGAUUACGCGAGCUGUGCAUUGCUGUCCAGGAAUCAUCGGAUCAAGUGGAACGCUUCCGAGCACGAAUCGACCCGGAGGGACCGCUGAAAAACGACUACGAUCGCUAUCAAGAUGCCUCGAUUCUUCAAAACCAGGAGCUGUUGGUCGAACUGUUAAGGAGGCAAAUCAGCGAGUUGCGCAAAAGGAUCGCUCGACGGCGAAUUCUCAUCGCUGACAUUGUUGAGGAGAAGAUAGCACGAGAAAUAAAGAUGAAACAAUUGGCGAACGAUGUGGAAAGAGCAAAGGAUAAAGCAAGUCUUGAUGACGACGAGAUCUUGCGAGUUGGCCGACACUGUGACAUCAUGCGGACGUUGAUCAAGAAGAGGAGACGGGAAAUGAUCGAUGAGCUCUUUCGAGCCUACAAGAUUCAGGUUGACAUGCUCCAAUCGCCGACGAUCAACGGGAAGAAGCCCUGCUCGUGUAUUCAAGUGGAUUCAAUUGCGGGAGUGCACUUGCCUCGAACGGAAUCGAUACUCACUCAUCCGGAGCCGGAAGUCGCAGCAGCACUCGGCCACGUGGUGAAUCUGAUGCGGUGUGUGAUGUGGGUGCUCGAUACUCCUUUGCCGUUUCCGCUGACUUUUGUCGGAUCGAGAAGUCAAGUGUAUGAUGCGAGGAAGGAUAAGAAAUAUUCAUUGUUCGGAAUGAAGAGCAAACUGGAAAGAGCGCAGCUUGAAUUCGCCAUGCAACUUCUCAACGCGAACAUUCUUGCUUUUGAGAUCCACCAAUGGAUUGUCGGGAAUAAUUUGCGUCCAUCACUCGAUCGUCCUUUUACAUCUGUAUUCUCUCCGGCUGCGUUGAUCGAACGGAGAAACAGCGAGGAAACGAUUGCGGAUAAUGUCAGAAACGAGUCGACUCGCCUCUUGCACACUUUGGAUGUCUCUCAACUGUGCAUCGACGAUUUACCGCCGACAAAUGCUUAUCGGGAGAGAACAGUGACUAUCGGCGAGGAGGCAGUGGAUUUGGAUGAAGAGUCGCCCGCGACGAAAUCGACCAAUUCUUUCAUCGACACCGCCAUCGGGCUG
This is a messenger RNA of Mesorhabditis belari, 1344 nucleotides long. Lineage: Eukaryota; Metazoa; Nematoda; Chromadorea; Rhabditida; Rhabditidae. The record is from the annotation of a GenBank genome assembly.